CUGGCUCAGGUGGCUGCCGGCAGCCCGCGCGAGGGAGGCGGGGAAGGAGGAGGAAGAAGCAGCAGCCGCAGCAGCAGCAGCAGCAGCCGGGGCCAUGUCGGCCUCCGCCGUCUUCAUCCUUGACCUGAAAGGCAAGCCUCUGAUCAGCCGCAAUUACAAAGGCGACGUGAGCAUGACGGAGAUCGAUCAUUUCAUGCCACUGCUGAUGCAGAAGGAAGAGGAGUGCGCCUUGACGCCCCUCCUGUCCCGCGGGAAGGUCCAUUUCCUCUGGAUCAAACACAGCAACCUCUACUUGGUGGCCACCACCACGAAGAAUGCCAACGCUUCCCUGGUGUACUCUUUUCUCUACAAAGCAGUCGAGGUCUUCACCGAAUACUUCAAAGAGCUGGAGGAGGAGAGCAUUCGUGACAAUUUUGUCAUUGUGUAUGAACUGCUGGACGAGCUGAUGGAUUUUGGGUUUCCCCAGACAACCGACAGUAAAAUACUGCAGGAGUACAUCACUCAGCAGGGCAACAAGCUGGAGACUGCCAAAUCCCAUGUCCCAUCCACUGUCACCAAUGCAGUUUCCUGGAGGUCAGAGGGCCUCAAAUACAAGAAGAACGAGGUCUUCAUUGAUGUGAUCGAAUCGGUCAACCUACUGGUGAAUGCCAAUGGAAGUGUCCUGCUGAGCGAGAUCAUGGGCUCCAUCAAGCUGAAGGUGUUCCUCUCGGGCAUGCCAGAACUGCGCUUGGGCCUCAACGACCGGGUGCUCUUUGAACUCACAGGACGUGGAAAAAAUAAAUCUGUGGAGCUGGAGGAUGUCAAGUUCCACCAGUGUGUGCGGUUGUCGCGUUUUGACAAUGAUCGCACCAUCUCCUUCAUCCCGCCCGAUGGAGAUUUCGAGCUCAUGUCCUAUCGACUGAACACACAGGUGAAGCCCCUAAUCUGGAUUGAGUCAGUCAUCGAGAAGUUCUCUCACAGUCGAGUAGAGAUUAUGGUUAAGGCGAAGGGCCAGUUCAAGAAGCAGUCGGUGGCUAACGGUGUUGAGAUCGCGGUGCCGGUCCCAAGCGAUGCUGAUUCUCCCAAGUUCAAAACCAGCAUUGGCAGUGCGAAAUAUAUGCCUGAGAAGAACGUUGUCAUCUGGAACAUUAAGUCCUUUCCGGGUGGCAAGGAAUACUUGAUGCGGGCUCACUUUGGCCUUCCCAGUGUGGAAAACGAGGAGCUGGAGGGCCGACCACCCAUCUCAGUCCGGUUUGAGAUCCCCUACUUCACAGUCUCUGGGAUUCAGGUGCGGUACAUGAAGAUCAUAGAGAAGAGUGGGUAUCAGGCUCUCCCAUGGGUCCGCUACAUCACCCAGAGCGGAGAUUAUCAACUCCGGACACAUUAGCCUUGUCACCUUGCGGUCUUGGAACACCUGAAAAAUGGAUGCCUUAGAGAACAUUUUAAUCCACAGAUGCCUUCUACAAAACACACUCUGUGUGUCCUUCCAAAAAUGUCAUUCUUUUCUUGGCCUACCUGCAGUUUAAUUAGGUAGCAGUUUUUGGACUACUCUGUGCAGUGCCUGAAAGGAAAACGAGAGCCCUGUUCUUGUUGGUUGGGUUAUUUUUAUGCCACUUCCCUGCCUGAACUGGAAUUGCUUCUGGUGGAAUGUCAUCAUAUCCUUCCGUACCAAAGUUCCCUGGUGGCCAGCUUCCUGGAACAUUCCUGGAGGUUAGCACAGAAUGAGAACUCCCUCAACAAGAUGCGGCCCCUUUCGGUCUGGUCUGGCAGAGUUGUGCCUUCCAAUGAAGGUGGUGAAACUAGAACCACUAUUCCCCACGAUUGCAUGGAUCCCUCUUCUGAUGCAGGUCAAAGGAGUGAUGGGAGUGGCAUGAAGAACUCUGCCUAGAAGUCUGUAUUCGACUAUCAGUUCAGGGCCUGGAUUCUUUGAAGCGUUAGACCUUGUUUUCUCCACUUCAGUUCCUUGUCUAUAAAGUGAGUAGAAAGACUGUCUACUUAUGGGGUCAUUGUGAAGAUGAGUGAGACAGCUUACUGCCUUUUCCUUCUCCUGAGAUCAUGAUAAAUUAUAAACGCAAGUGAAAUCAAUAAAUUGUAAUAGGGU
Molecule: messenger RNA, 2080 nt
Organism: Heteronotia binoei (common prickly gecko)
Lineage: Eukaryota; Metazoa; Chordata; Lepidosauria; Squamata; Gekkonidae
Gene: AP1M2
Product: adaptor related protein complex 1 subunit mu 2
Exons: 12
Coding region: 95-1366 (423 amino acids)
Biological process (GO): vesicle-mediated transport; intracellular protein transport
Cellular component (GO): clathrin adaptor complex; clathrin-coated vesicle
Molecular function (GO): clathrin-cargo adaptor activity
Source: RefSeq, a predicted model, not a curated record